Messenger RNA from Lepisosteus oculatus (spotted gar), 2149 nucleotides. The record is from RefSeq and is a predicted model, not a curated record. Lineage: Eukaryota; Metazoa; Chordata; Actinopteri; Semionotiformes; Lepisosteidae.
GUACUAGUGGUAGAUAUUUUUCUGAAGGUGGUUUUCUGUUUGUCUUGCACUCUUCAUGUUGGUCAGCCAUUGUGCUUGUGGAAGUCUUGGUAAGAGUAGGGCCCCUCACACCUUUUUGGUCGUUAGGCAGAAAAUGUUUGGACUGUGACGGUUUCAGCCUGCUGCUCGACAAAGUUUGUGAUGAGCCUGGAGAUGGGCUCAAGGGAGGAUUUAGGGGAGUCCAGUCUGUGGUUUGUGUGCUGUUUUGGGAGUUGGAGGUGGAGAAAAUAAGCAGCCGGGUACUGUACGUGCCUCCAGAAAUGUCCUGCAGUUCGGGGUCCUGACGAGCCCUGUGAUCCUCGAAGGACACGGAAGUUCUCCGAGAGCAGGCCAUUUGUCUUGCUGUCUGGCGUUGAGGAGGCCGGACAGCCCCUGAUGUGGCUCCCAGCACACUGACCACAGCGUGAUCGACUCCUGACGAGCCAUGGCUGUUGUCUACCAGACCUUUGAUGGCGCUGAAGAAGGUAGAAAAAAGCUGGCCGGAGCUGCAAGAAAGCGUGACGCGGAUUCGGCAGAAACUCAGCACAGUGGCCAGCACAGGUGAGAGCAGUUUCGUCUCUGCGUCCCCAUCUGCCAACCAGAAAGACAGAAGGAAACACCGCACCUCCACAUACCUGCCCAGCCUGAAAGACCAGAGGAGGAAAGUGAGAAGCCGAGAUCCUCAUCAUCCUGGAGAUGGCAGGAGCAAACACGAAGCUGCAGCUGCACGUGUCGCUGAGAGACCCAGCCCAGAGCACGCACAGAGUGAAACAGAGAAGCGACUGGGAGGCUUGGCACAAUCCACUCUGCGGCAGCGAGCACAGCGGGAAAGGCAGGAUCACGCUGCAGCCUUGCAUUUCAUGGAGAAUAAGGCCUUUGCCCAGCAGUUCGUGAAUUCCCUCAUCCGAGAGCUGCUGUGUGAUGAGCUGAUCCCAGACCUGCUGAUUGAGGUGUUUUCAAGGGAAUCUGUACAGGGCUUUUCUGUGAAACACGCUGCUAAAGACACUGCAAAGAGAAGCAGACAUAUAGGACGGCAAGGCUCUUCAUGUCCUUCGAGGUCCAGGGGCAGUGCGACUGCAGUGGAAAGCCUGAUGCCGCUGUCCGGUUGGGUGCUCGAUGAGCUUCUGCAGGAAGUGCUGCACGACGUGUCCGCAGAAGUGAUCCGGACCUCAGUGAAGGACUUGGUGGACACUCACCUGGCCCAGGCAGCUGUCCACCACUGCGCCUCGGACGUCCUGUCUGAGACGCUGGCUCUCCUCCUCCUGGAAGUGGCGAGGGCGGCCCAGGAGGAGGCCCAGCUGGAGGCCGAGCUGCUCCCGGAGGUGGUGGCCCAGGAGGCCAGGGAGGUCGCCCUGUCGGUGCUGGCUGAACGCGACUCCGAGACCGCUGCCUGCCAGCUCGCCCAGGUCAGUCAUUAUGCAACCAAAAGGCUGCUGGACGUGUUCCUGAUGGGUCACUUGGUGGAGCUGGCGGCCAGCCAGGGACAGUGCUUUCUGGAAAAGGAACUGUCAGGGAGGCUCUUGGACAGCUGGAUGAUAGAGAUGUUCAUCCACCAGUUCUUCAGAGUCCAGAGGCUCCGAGAGCAGACCCUGCAGAGCGCGCCUGUCCGGAGUCUCCACCGGCAGAUCGUUACUGAUGUGAUCCUGGAUGUGAUCCUGUCUGAGUUGACCGAGUCUAUGGAUGAGGACAUGGGAGACCUGCUGGAAUACGAGCAGCUAAUGGAGGAAGGGACUCCUCUCUGAAUGCUGGUCAGGAAACAGAACUUGGGGGUUAGAAUGCAGGAGGAAUUAGUACCUUUUUAUUUGCACCCAUAUUUAUUAUGAAAGGGAACACAUAGCAUGAACAUAGCAAUUUCAUCACCUAUCAAUUAUCCUAGGGCAGGAAAUGAUAGAGAUAAUUCUUUAGUAAAAAAAUAGAAAAAGGAUUUAUCUGAGCUGUAGGUCUGAGGUUUUGACUUCUAAGUUGCCUGUUUAUGUUGUUCAAUGUUGUUAUUGAAAACUGGUAGGAAAGGAUAGGAACCUCUUUUAUUAAAGCAUUUCACCUGUAAGGAUUCUCACUGCAUAUUUGCAGUAACUUUAUGGGACGGUAUGUUGUACAGUGUGUAACAGAAACAAAUAAAAUUUUAAGUAAA